Molecule: messenger RNA, 2251 nt
Organism: Mercenaria mercenaria
Lineage: Eukaryota; Metazoa; Mollusca; Bivalvia; Venerida; Veneridae
Product: serine/threonine-protein kinase A-Raf-like
Exons: 16
Coding region: 11-2251 (746 amino acids)
Biological process (GO): signal transduction; protein phosphorylation
Molecular function (GO): protein kinase activity; ATP binding
Source: RefSeq, a predicted model, not a curated record
UGCAGGUAAUAUGGCGGCUGUUGAAGAUUUUCUACAAAAUGGAGAUGUUUCUUGCAAAUUUACAGUAACACGAAUGGAAAACGAAAACAUUGAACAGUUGAACGAAGAGAUUCGCAAUCUCGAGAAGUUAAUACGUUUGACAAAGGAGAGGUUAGAAAGAUUGAAUGCUCAAUUUGGAAAAGAGAGGCACCCUCCUGCCUUGUAUUUACAGGAAUAUGAGGAACUUGCCAACAAAAUUCAUGAGUUACAAACACAGCUGCAGGACAAAGAGCAAGCACUAACAGACAUAGAAUUAGAACCGCCGGAACCUCCACCCAAACCAGAGCCUGCUCGACCACUUUAUCCAACUACACCUAUUAACCUUGCACCUAGCUCUAUUGGAAAUGGGGCAAAGAUUGAACCAGGUGGAGAUAUGGGAGCCUUACCAAGCCCAAGUUUGUCAAUGAAGUCUCCAGUGGGCCAUGUUAAAGCGUUCUUGCCUAACAAUCAGCGGACAUCAGUUACAGUGAAGGUUGGGAAGACUCUAGGUGAAGGUCUGGCGAAAGCAAUGAAGUUACGAGAUUUUGAUACAGAAGACUGUGAUGUGUUUGAUAGUACAGGGAGACAAUUUAGCUGGGAUGACCCUAUGACAGAUGUUGCAGGGUACGAGCUAACAGUUGUGUUGAAAUCAAACAGACGGCAACAUAUAAAUUUUCCGGGGGUUCCAAAUCAUAAUAUUGUACGAAAAACAUUCUUUUCUUUAACUUUCUGUGAUGUUUGCCACAAGUUCUUGCUGCAAGGUUUUCGCUGCCAGACGUGUGGCUACCGACUGCAUCAGCGGUGCAAGGAAAAUAUCAACCCUCAAUGUGAUACUAGAAAUCUAACCAAACAUCUACUAGCAGACAGUUUUGGUCACUCAAGCAUGUUGCUCUCGUCAUACCAAAAUGCCACCCUUUCUCAAACCUCCUCCCGGGCAUUCGCCCAUAGGCAGACACCACCUCUCGUUCAGAGAGGCAGAUCAACGUCAGCACCCAACGUUAGCUUUGUAAAUACCGGUACCACUGAGGAGGAUGUAAGACAGCAGUUACAGCAAGCAUACGAGGCCUCUACAAAUCAGCAAGCACAGGCCGCUCCUUACAGAUACCCAAUGUACAAAGAUAAGCGUCAUGCAAGCGAUAGUUGUACAAAAAAGUUUCCUCACAGGGCAUUGUAUAAAGGUCAGCACAGUAAUACGUUAAAUUUACCUGGUCGUACGUCAAGUCACAGUCCUGCUGGUAGCCCAACAGAUAGUACAAACCAUUCACCUACCCCAGGAGGUAAACAACGCCCUCGGGCACGAUCUGUAGAAACAGACCCUGGUCGUAGAACAGGAGGAUGGCGAGACUCUAAUGAAGACUGGGAAAUACCAAAUGAAGAAAUAAUUCUUGGUCCUCGUAUAGGUUCAGGCUCAUUUGGAACAGUGUUUAAGGGUCACUGGCAUGGGGCAGUGGCGGUAAAGAGGCUCAAUGUGACUAACCCCACUCCUGCACAGUUACAGGCCUUUAAAAAUGAAGUAGCAGUUUUAAGAAAAACUCGACAUUUAAAUGUUUUAUUAUUUAUGGGUUGUACAUCUAAACCCCAAUUAGCAAUCAUAACACAAUGGUGUGAAGGUUCGAGUUUGUACAAACAUUUACAUGUAGAUGAUAUCAAGUUUGAGAUGCUGGGUCUUCUAGAAAUAGGCCGGCAAACAGCUCUCGGCAUGGAUUAUCUCCAUGCCAAGUCCAUAAUUCACAGAGAUCUCAAAUCAAAUAAUAUAUUUUUAACAGAAGAUUUAACAGUAAAGAUAGGUGAUUUUGGUCUGGCAACUGUGAAAACCCGCUGGAGUGGAUCACACCAGUUCCAGCAACCUACAGGCUCAAUAUUAUGGAUGGCCCCAGAAGUGAUAAGAAUGCAGGAGCAGAAUCCUUAUACAUUCCAGUCUGACGUGUAUGCAUUUGGUAUUGUGUUAUAUGAACUCAUGACGGGACAGUUACCAUACUCGCAUAUAAAUAAUAAAGACCAAAUAUUAUUUAUGGUUGGUAAGGGUUAUUUAAGUCCAGAUGUGAAUAAAGUACGAAAUGACUGUGCUAAGGCGUUAGUACGUCUCAUGCAAGAUUGCUGCAAGUAUGACAGAGACACUAGACCUUUAUUUCCACAGGUAAGGGGAAAUACUUCCACCUGGAAUUAUUUUAUUUAUUUCUACAUCAUAUUCAAGCUUGAGAUUUUAGUACUGUUCCUGAAAGCUUUUGAUUAA